UGCUGCGGCCGCCGCGGGGCGAGGCGGCGGCAGCGGCGGCAGGAGUAGCGGUACUUGGCGGCGUAGAGGAUGCGGCGGCGGUGGUGUCGGCAGCAGCUGGCGGAGGAGCGGGGAGCGAUGCGGUGCUGCGCGGCGGGGCCGUGGCCGCACAGCGCCCUCACCACGCUCCUGCUGACAGUGUACACAAUUCUGUCUAAGGUGCACUCUGAUCGGAAUGUAUACCCUUCUGCUGGAGUUCUGUUUGUUCAUGUUUUGGAGAGAGAGUACUUUAAGGGGGAAUUUCCUCCUUACCCAAAGCCUGGUGAAAUAAGUAAUGAUCCUAUAACAUUCAAUACCAAUUUAAUGGGUUACCCUGACAGACCUGGAUGGCUGCGCUACAUCCAAAGGACACCGUACAGUGAUGGAGUGCUCUAUGGCUCACCAACUGUGGAAAAUGUGGGCAAGCCAACCAUCAUUGAGAUCACUGCAUAUAACAGGCGUACCUUCGAAACAGCCAGACACAAUUUGAUCAUUAAUAUAAUGUCAGCAGAAGAUUUUCCUUUACCGUAUCAAGCGGAAUUCUUCAUAAGGAACAUGAAUGUAGAAGAAAUGCUGGCAAGUGAAGUUCUGGGGGACUUCCUUGGAGCAGUGAAAAAUGUGUGGCAGCCAGAACGCUUGAAUGCCAUAAACAUUACUUCAGCCCUUGACAGGGGAGGGAGAGUUCCACUUCCCAUUAAUGACAUGAAGGAGGGUGUGUAUGUGAUGGUUGGGGCAGAUGUUCCUUUCUCUUCGUGUUUACGAGAAGUGGAAAAUCCACAGAAUCAGCUGAGGUGCAGUCAAGAAAUGGAGCCUGUAAUAACCUGUGAUAAAAAAUUUCGUACUCAAUUCCAUAUUGACUGGUGUAAAAUCUCUCUGGUUGACAAUACAAAGCAAGUUUCCACCUUUCAGGAAGUGGUUCGUGGAGAGGGAAUAUUACCUGAUGGUGGAGAAUACAAGCCACCUUCUGAUACACUGAAAAGCAGAGACUAUUACUCGGAUUUCCUAAUUACCCUGGCAGUGCCCUCGGCAAUAGCACUGGUGCUGUUUCUAAUACUUGCCUACAUCAUGUGCUGCCGACGGGAAGGAGUGGAAAAGAGAAACAUGCAAACACCAGACAUCCAGCUGGUGCACCACAGUGCUAUUCAGAAAUCCACCAAAGAGCUCCGGGACAUGUCCAAGAACAGGGAGAUCGCGUGGCCGCUGUCCACGCUGCCCGUGUUCCACCCGGUGACCGGCGAGAUCGUCCCGCCCCUGCACAGCGACACCUACGACAACACCAGCAUGCCCCUGAUGCAGACACAGCAGAACCUGCCACAUCAGACUCAGAUUCCACAGCAGCAGAGUGCAGGAGAAUUUCGUAUGACAACAUUUCAAAGAUUUGAGAAGCUGUAUGCUCAUCAGGACAUUGCAUUGUAAGCAGAAAACUGCGUCUGCUUUAAAAUGGCCAAGUGCUGGCUACAUUUCCUUAGCUGAGGUUCCUGAAGUCUCUGCUAAGAGAAAUUUGAGUAAUUUUGGAAUUUAAGACUGAGGAUAAAAGGAAUCUCUGCAGUGAGGUCAUUUUGUAAAAAGACCAAAGUAGUUGCUCUUGGUUUUGUGGAUUUUGGUUUGUCUUUUAUUUUUCUCUUUUUACAGUUAUGAUCCAGUUCUGUCAAAACACAGAACCUUGAUUUACAUUAAUUUUUAAGCAUCAAUGAUGUGUUUGUGGGCUCGGACCUGAAUGCAGGAUUUCAGCAGAUAGAACAAAUCCUGAGCUGCUUUUUAGACUAAUUUUGAGCACCACCUAUGAUCACUGUGGCAGCAAAGCAGAUAAGCAGUGCUCAGUACGUGGUACCUACUUGUAUGUUGUCAGACCUUCAGUAUCAGUUUACAGAGCUGUUCUGCACGCUCAGCACAGCCCACAGCACGUGGCAGCAAAUCCUGCUGGUGGCUGUUAGACCAGGAGAGGUAGCUCAAGCCACAGGCAUUCAAGCUGAGAAAUUAAAGGCAGUUCCUGAAGCAGGUGGAAUAAAGAGCCAUUCCUACUCACUUUUCGAGUGGCAUCCAUCAUGCCUUCCUACCUCAUCCAAAAGAUACCAGGAAAGAGACUUCACCAGUAAAUCAGCCUCCUCAGAGACACUUCCCCUUCUUUCCAGCAGCUUGGAUGGUUAUCAAUGAAAAGCAAAUCACAAAACUGCACACUGAGGUUUAUAGUAAAUUAAACAUUUUCAUCUCUUACCCAAGCUGUAAAAAAAAUUCAAGUACAAUCAGCAUUUGGCUUCUGUUACUUUAUACUACUAUUUUCAGAUGUAUCAGCUGUCAGUGUUUUGAAACCAAAAUGAAUGGAAUGGAUUUUAAAUAAUGAUUUUUAAUGCAAUGUAAGAUUAAAGUUUGUAAAUAAUUCUGGGUGUGGAUUAUAGUAAUUUCUGAUAACUCCAGGAUGACAUGACAAUCAAUGGAUCUACCAGCUGAGCUGCUCCCACCUUAUUUGUAUUAAUGUAACAGUGUCAAUAUAUUUAAGGAAAUAAAUUGUUACACAUGUGCAUAAAGAAUUCGUUUGUAGCAGUGCAGGCUCCACCUAUUUUGGAAAGAAUCUAAUGGUGUAGGUCACUUGGGUAUUGAGAAUACCUGAACUAUUUUAUGAUCGAAAUCUUCAUUUAUCUGAGGUAAGUUUAAUAACAAAUUAUUUAUUUUUAAUUAUUAAAAUUGCUAUGAAACAUAGAUUUAUAAAGCUGGUUAAAGACACUUAAUGGCUAAAGAAUUAGUAAUAAUUUAGACAGUAAAUUCACAGCCUCUUUUAACAUUAUAUGAUGGCAAUAUGAAUGGAUGUUGUAUUAAGUUGCAGCCAAAUUAAACAGAAAGCCCUCCACAUCUCUUUGUACAUACAUGAAAUGUAUGAUCUAAUAAAGUGGAAAACACAAA
Messenger RNA from Melozone crissalis (California towhee), 2916 nucleotides. It is a transcript of the gene SGCE, whose product is annotated as sarcoglycan epsilon. The record is from RefSeq and is a predicted model, not a curated record. The coding region runs from base 70 to 1434 and encodes 454 amino acids. The transcript has 12 exons. Lineage: Eukaryota; Metazoa; Chordata; Aves; Passeriformes; Passerellidae. Gene Ontology annotation, cellular component: membrane; sarcoglycan complex.